UUAUACAUUUCAGUACAAUGGAUUCUCAAAAAUCGUUCCUAAUUAUUGGCCUAUUGGCCAUGGUUCUUCUUAUUUCCUCAGAGGUGUCAGCUAGGGACUUAACUGACACUUCCACUAAUGCCAACAAAAAGGAGGUUGUUGAAAAGUCAAAUAAAGUAAAUGAUGCCAAACAAUUUGGUUACGACGGCUAUGGUGGUUACGGAGGCUAUGGCGGAGGCUAUGGUGGUAACGGAGGCUAUGACGGAAUCAAUAGUGGUUUUGGAUACUAUGGCCGAGGCUAUGGAGGCUAUGAUGGCCACCAUAGAGGCUACGGUGGUUACCAUGGAGGAUACGAUGGAUACCAUGGCGGAGGUGAGGGUUACAAUGGUGGAUACCAUGGCGGAGGCGAGGGUUACAAUGGUGGCUACGGUGGAUACCAUGGUGGCGGCACUGGUCGCUACAAUGUUGGUUACCAUGGCGGUGGUUACCGUGGUGGAGGAGGCUACGGUGAUGGUGUUGGUUACCUUGGUGGAGAGGUUUCAAACAAUGGUAACUGAUUAUAUCACCGUGCAUGCAUAUUUUAAGUGUAAUAAAUUUCUAAGACUAAAUAAUUUUGGGGGAUGAACAAAAGCGGUAGUUUGAGGUUAUGUAUUUAUUUAGAGAUGUGCUAUACUUACAUCAGAUUUCUACGCCUAACUAAUUUACACCGUAGAAAUACAAAGAAUUCAGCUUUGCACAGAUUUGAAUAUUGGAGAAAAAAUUAUUAAAAAACUGAAAAGUAUUGAUUUAUGGUAUAAUUCAGGGUGUAAGUGUAAGUUUGGGUGUCAAACUAGCAUUUCUCAUUUAUUUAUCUUCCCACUAGAUAUUUCACAUCUCUAUUAAUCGUUUGUAAAAUCAUUAUCACUGUGUAUAUAUGUGGUAAUGACUUUGAUUUCGAAAUAAAGUUACGAAUGAGUCACCGUAUAAUA
Messenger RNA from Vicia villosa (hairy vetch), 947 nucleotides. RefSeq names its product dormancy-associated protein 2-like. The coding region runs from base 18 to 536 and encodes 172 amino acids. The record is from RefSeq and is a predicted model, not a curated record. Lineage: Eukaryota; Viridiplantae; Streptophyta; Magnoliopsida; Fabales; Fabaceae. The transcript is spliced from 2 exons.